AUGCGCAGGCUGAGCGUGUGCAACUCCCCCAGCGGCUCGGUGAUCCUGCUGAACGAGAGCUCCGCCUCCAGCUUUCUACCUCCCACAUCCAGCUCUAUCCGCCUGGCCGGCUGCGAAGCGGCCGAGCAGAUGCUGACGCGAUUCGUCAGCAGGUUCCCCAAGGACGGCAGGAGUAUGAUGCUCUACGGCGCCUCCGCGUCGUCCUUCCUCUACCUGGCGAAGCAGGUGGCCAGAAAGGAACCGGCGAUGGAGGUCCACUACGUGAGGAUGAGACACUUCGUCGGUCGCUCCGCGGGACAGGACAGCAAGCAAAUGCUCUCCAACCUCUUCGCCAAGGGUCAGGCGAAGGUGAAGAUGGUUUUCUUGUACCUCCUAGACAGUCUCUACGCGGGUUCUAUGUCAAUUGAGCAACUAGAGUUCGCUGGAAAGGUGAAAGAAGGACUGCCUGCUCAUCUCAAGCGCGUGCUUUCGACAAGCAACGACUGGCUUAUCGUCGUAGCGUCCGCGAGAAAGCCCUGGCUGCUACCCGAGGAAGUGCAAAACAAUUUCCAAAAGUGGGUGUACGUCGGCCUGCCCGGAUUUCAGGAGAGAAUCGAUCUUUUGAAGGCUUGCAUUGGGAAGAUGCUGUCUUCGCUUAGCGACCAAAAUUACCUCCAAUUGUCUCGAAUGACCGAAGAAUACACGUAUUCUGAGAUCGGUAAUGUCGUCGAAGAAGCUCACUUAGGCCCUUUCAAGAGGAUCGAAUCGGCCACGCACUUCGUGAAGAAGAAUGAACGUUGGCAUCCCUGUGCGUCUACGGAUACAGGGGCCGUGGAGUUGUCCUGGCACACGAUGAAACCGGCCGAGGUCAGCGAACCAAUCAUCUACGAGGACCUUCUUGAAGGCUUCGUCAAAGUCGAGCGGAAAAGGACCGACAAGUGCAUGAGAAACCUGCAGCGGAUACGAGAUACUCGAUCGCAAGGCUCCCACCUCGCAAGUGCUUCCAGAUAG
Ixodes scapularis (black-legged tick) is the source of this 990-nucleotide messenger RNA. RefSeq names its product vacuolar protein sorting-associated protein 4B-like. Gene Ontology annotation, molecular function: ATP hydrolysis activity. The transcript has a single exon. The coding region runs from base 1 to 990 and encodes 329 amino acids. Lineage: Eukaryota; Metazoa; Arthropoda; Arachnida; Ixodida; Ixodidae. The record is from RefSeq and is a predicted model, not a curated record. Gene Ontology annotation, biological process: endosomal transport; vacuole organization.